This is a messenger RNA of Caenorhabditis briggsae, 2559 nucleotides long. It is a transcript of the gene Cbr-dop-2, whose product is annotated as Protein CBR-DOP-2. Gene Ontology annotation, cellular component: membrane. Gene Ontology annotation, molecular function: dopamine neurotransmitter receptor activity, coupled via Gi/Go; G protein-coupled receptor activity. Lineage: Eukaryota; Metazoa; Nematoda; Chromadorea; Rhabditida; Rhabditidae. The transcript is spliced from 15 exons. Gene Ontology annotation, biological process: adenylate cyclase-activating adrenergic receptor signaling pathway. The record is from RefSeq and is a predicted model, not a curated record. Bases 1 to 2559 code for a protein of 852 amino acids.
AUGGAGGCCGGUGAGACAUGGAAUGUCUCCCUUGAAUGGCCUCCACCCAACCUCACGACCACCUCCGAACCUCCUGAAUCGACAUCUGGAAGUGGGAUUCCGCUGAACUAUGCUGGACUCUUUCUUAUUGUUAUUCCACUCAUCACUCUGCUCGGAAACCUUCUGGUAAUCAUUUCCGUCCUCCGCUACCGUGCCCUCCAAUCAGCCAUUAACUUCCUGAUCCUCGGGCUGGCAGUGGCAGAUCUUUUGGUUGCCAUCAUCGUUAUGCCAUAUGCUGUGUAUGUAUAUGUCACCAAUGGAGACUGGUAUUUGGGAAACUUGAUGUGUGACGUCUACAUGGCUUCGGAUGUGUGUUGCAGUACAGCUUCAAUUCUACUCCUCGCGGUUAUUUCAUUCGAUCGAUACCGAGCUGUAUCCCUUCCGAUUCAAUAUUCUAGACAAUCUCAAAACGUGAAGCGCGUAUGGUACGUGAUUGCUGCUAUCUGGCUAGUUAGUCUUACUUUGGCCAGUCCGAUGGUAUUUGGUGUAAAUGUCCGGCCUCCAGACGCAAAUCCGUUUGAAUGUCGCUUCUAUAACGCCGAAUUCUCAAUUCUGAGUUCUUUCAUUUCGUUUGUGGUUCCUUGUUUUUUAGUACUUUUUGUCUAUAUUCGAAUCAUAAUUGCGUUGAAAAAGCGAGAGAAGGCAGCAAAAAUGCGACGGGAGAAGAACACAAUUGCUCAUGGAUUAACAAUGAGACCAGAUACCGGAGAUGAGCAAGUGGAAGAAGAAGCUGCUGGAAGAAUUGUUGCAGGACCAGUUGUGAACGUCAUGAUGGCUGCACUUCCAUCGAUGACUCGUCGGAUGAGACAAUUCGAAAGACACCGUCGUGCCAUUGAACUCGCAGGUGAAGAAGAGUGGGAGGAGGAGGACGAGCUGGACGUGAUGGACGAGUGUUGUGGGGGUGACGAUGCUGCCGACGACGACGACGACUAUCAUGCCGACGAUGGUCAAGGCGUCGUCGAAGCGUCGGCACCUCGAACGACCUCAAUGCUCCGUCGGAUCAUCAAUGCGGCGUCCGUCGGAACGACAAGCUCCGCGGCUCCGAGUGUUGUUUCCGCGUCUGGCAUGCCCGCCUUCUUCGCGAAAAACGUGUCAACCACCUCUCCUUCUUCUUCUUCGUGUGCUCGUGCAACUACUACCACUACUUCUGCAACUUCGAAGGCAUCCAAUGCUCAGCCACCUCUUCCUUUGCUCCUCAAUGAACGGGAAUUCGGAAACAGUUCUACGCCGAGAUCAAGUAUUGAAUCACUUUCGGAAAAUGUUCAUGUGAUAACGAAUGAUUUCGUAUCAGAAAACUGUACAACAAUGUCCAGAAGAUCUUCAUACGGAGAUGAUUCCCAGCCAACGUCUUCACAAACGUCAUCUGGAGACGGCCGAAACUUCCAUAUCAAAGGACAAAAAAGGUUCAGAAAUCUGUCUAGAAACUAUUCCACAAAGCACCAUAGAAAAGUUGUGAAAGUGGAUAGAAGUAAUUCUAGAAGCAACUCUAGAUCAGCGUCGAUAACCAACCAGCCUGAUGAGGCAUUGAUUCCUUCAAUCAUCAGAACAAUCUCAAGAAGGAGUCCGAGAUUAUUCAGGAGGGAUAAAUCAGACAUGAAGAAGCAUUCCAUGAUUCUGGCAAAUCCAAUCACAGAGUCUCCAAAAGAAUAUCGAAGAGUCUCAAUGCCAAUCCGACCAACCAACUCUCAAACAGAAACCGAAACUAUUUCUGCUUCUCGAGAUAUGGACUACCUUCCAACGACGACGUUGAGCAGAAGUACGACGGCAAAUAGUGCAGAACUCCUUGGAUCUCCAGAUGAGAUUGCCAACUUUCCCGCGUUGAUCACUGAAACUGUUCUAGAAGACGUUCUUGCUGAAACAAAAGAAGGGAGCAUGAUGCAACCAACUGUCAGCUUUGCCUUGACUGUUCGAGAAAUGGAGGGAAACGAAUUGAACAAUCUGAAAGGAUGCGGUGUAGAGCCGAAUCGCCGGGUGUCUCAAGUUGAUCCUCCACUUGCAAUUCAGAUUUUGACACGACCUAGUUUGCCAAAUCUUGACCUCCAACGAAUGGAUUCAAUUGGCACUACAUGCUCAUCAAAAACACGUGCAGAUAGCUUGAGGUCCGUCGACUCGAAAGGCUCAAAGAAGAGCAGUCGAAAUGGAAUUGCAGUGAAGUUGGUGAAGAGGGCAAUUAAACAUGAGCAUAGUUUGAAGAGAAAGUUUCAGGUUUCCAAAGCUCAACGAAAAGAAAAGCGAGCCACGAAGACAUUGGGAGUGGUUGUAGGAGUCUUUCUUGUAUGCUGGGUACCAUUCUUUGUUAUCAAUAUUCUGAACGCCGUUUGCAUCCUUCUCGAAAGAGAGUCUUGUCAGGUUGGAUAUGAUCUAUUCUUCUACUGCACCUGGAUCGGUUACAUGAACUCUUUCAUGAAUCCUAUCAUCUACACAAUCUUCAACACGGAAUUCCGUCGUGCUUUCAAAUCCAUCCUAUUUGGUCGCGACUCCACACGCCAUCAUUUCAGCAACAAGCAGGCGCAUGUAUAA